AUACAUAAAAAAAAAAUAAUAAUAAUAAUUAAAAAAUAUUUUAUAAUAUUAAUAAUAAUAUAUUUAAUGUUAUUUUUUUUGUUAAAAAAUAUAUAUGGUGUAUAAUAAUUUGUAGAAGUCAAAGCUGACAAGCUACGACAGCCUUACUACCUGUACCAAACUACCUGGUACCACUACAUGUGUUUGCACCUACAGACGACAGUGCAUAUACAUAGUCAAUACAUACAUAAACGAGAAAAACGAACGGACCCAAACUUUGUGUGUCCAAGACACUGUCAUAUAUGUUUUAAUAUAUUUUUAAAAAUAAUUAUAUCAUUAAAAUUUGUACUUUAUUUUUUUUUUUAAAUUAAUUUCUAAAAAAAACAUCUGUGAUUAUAAGUGUAUAUUAAUUUUUUUUUUUUGUUAUUAUAAUUUUAAUUAAUUGGAGUAAUAUAUUAAAUUUAAAAAAAUAAUUUUGAUAAAUUUUGGGACCAAGUGUUUUAUUGUAUUGGAGUUUUUGGUGCAUUUUCUGCGACAGAUAUUAUGGAGUCUUUACGAUAGUUUUAUUUGAUUAAAUUUGAAGCUUUUUUUUAAAAUCUUUAAAUAAUUGUCAUUGUUUAUUUAUUUUAAUUGUAAAAUGUAAAUUAUUGUUAUUAUAAAAAAAUGGCUUUUUUGUGCCCUGUACGAAUACGUCGAGGGAAAAAAAAGAAACCUGGAUCACAUAGUUUUGAAUUGGAAAAAGAUGGUUUGGGUGGAUCAAGUGUUGGUUUAGGUACAAAUAGAGUAUCAUUACCACCAGGAAGAAUAACUGGUAGUGCUAGUAUUGAAACACUUGUUAGAGUUGGUAUUGAAAAAGAAAAUGGUUUAUCACCUGAUAGUAAAAUGGUAAUUGUACAUGAUUUUACACCAUGUGUUGAUGAUGAACUUCAAGUUAAACGAGGACAGGUUGUUAAUGUUUUAUAUAGAGAAAAUGACUGGGUUUAUGUUAUUGCUGCUGAUACUAGAAUGGAAGGUUUUGUACCACAUUCAUAUUGUGCACCAUAUACAUCACAACUUGCUGAACAAACACUUGCUAGUUUAAUGAAUAAUGUUAAAAAAAAAUUACCAAGAACAAAUGAUGAUGAUAAUGAUUGUAAUAAUAUAAGAAUACAAACAAUUGAAUCACAUAAUACUGAUACUGGUUCAGUAUCUGAUUGUGAAAGUUAUGCUAGAAAUAUAACAACUGCUGAUAUUAAUGUUAACAGAACAAUGACACAAUCACAAAAUUCCAUUCAAAUGAUUCAACAACAGCCAGAUGUACAUCCAUUUUUUAAGGAUCCAUCAGCUGGAAGAUAUAUUGUACUUUAUACAUUUUAUGCACGUGAUGAAAAUGAUGUUAGUGUUGAAAGAGGUGAAUUUGUAACUGUCUUAAAUCGUGAUGAUCCAGACUGGUUUUGGGUAGCAAGACAUUGUGAUGGUAGUGAAGGUUUUGUACCAUCUGGAUUUGUUUAUCCUGGACAUGUAUUACAUUCAUAUGCAACAACUGGUACAGCAUCAAAUGAAACAAAUAAUAAUAAUUUAGGUGUUGUUGGAAAUGGUAAUAUAACAAAUGAUCAAUUACAACAAAAAGAUAUGAGAGAUUUUCGUGAUGAAACACCAGGUACUGAGCUUGUUGUACUUUAUGAUUAUAAGGCGCAGGCGCCAGAUGAUUUAUCAGUUAAACGUGCUGACUGGAUUUAUGCUGAUCUUGGUAAUCAACCAGUUGAUGGUUGGCUAUGGGUUUAUGCUAGAAAAAAUGGUAAUUAUGGAUUUAUUCCAAAAGCAUAUGCUCGUCCACCAGCAAUGACUAGUUUGUAAUGUGAAUCAUACUAUUAACAUUAUAUUUAAUUAAUUCAUCUUAAUUUUUUUUUUUUUUAAAUAUUUUUAAUUUACAUCAU
This is a messenger RNA of Aphidius gifuensis, 1895 nucleotides long. It is a transcript of the gene Dlish, whose product is annotated as SH3 domain-containing protein Dlish. Gene Ontology annotation, molecular function: protein binding. The record is from RefSeq and is a predicted model, not a curated record. The coding region runs from base 643 to 1815 and encodes 390 amino acids. The transcript has 5 exons. NCBI's taxonomy places the organism in Eukaryota, Metazoa, Arthropoda, Insecta, Hymenoptera, Braconidae.